Molecule: messenger RNA, 7839 nt
Organism: Ahaetulla prasina
Lineage: Eukaryota; Metazoa; Chordata; Lepidosauria; Squamata; Colubridae
Gene: SYNRG
Product: synergin gamma
Exons: 23
Coding region: 332-4609 (1425 amino acids)
Cellular component (GO): clathrin coat of trans-Golgi network vesicle
Molecular function (GO): protein binding
Source: RefSeq, a predicted model, not a curated record
UUAGAGUCCUUCGCAUCGGGAGUCCUUUCUGUGCCGGGGACGAUGGCAUGCGGAGUCCUUUUGCACCUGCAAAAACCCUGUUUGGCGCCGGGGACGUUUCCCUCAGCAGUCCUUCCUGCCCUUGACCAGAGGGGGUGGCCUAGAUGGCCACAAGGGCUCCCUCCCGGAGGCUCCACCCCGCCAGCCUCCAGAGACCGAGGAGCGUAGUAAAAAAAACACACCUCCAGUAAGCAACCACCGCCCGGCCUCCCGCGGCAUCCAGCGAGCGCGCGCCGGCUCUCCUCCGGAAGUGGCGGCGGCGGCCCAGCUGACAGGAGGCGGAGGCGGCAAGAUGGCGCUGCGGCCGGCGGGGCUGGGGGCCGGAGCCGCCCCCGCCGGGGUGCCCAGCGUCGCGGCCGGGCCGCCGGGGAUGCCGAACUCAAAGGCGGGCGGCGCCGGAGCAGCCACAGCGGCAACCGCGGGAAGCCCCGGACCCGCCAGCUUUGUUUUCCCUGUAGCUGGUGGCCUUGGCCCUCAAGGGAUGAUUCCAAUGCAACAGCAGCGCUUUUCAAUGGUGCCUGUCAUGCAGCCCAAUAUGCAAGGCAUGAUGGGGAUGAAUUACGGUUCUCAGAUGCCUCCAGGAACGAUAACUGUGCAGGGUGGCAUGCCUCUCGGUGCGAUGCCAACAGCGGGGAUGCCAUAUAUGGGCCAAAGUCCCUUCCUUGGAAUGCGUGCAGCAGCUCCUCAGUACACCCCUGAUAUGCGGAAGCAUUUUGUUGAAGAGCAACAGAAACGGUUUGAACACCAGCAGAAGGUUUUGGAGGAAGAAAGAAAAAGGCGUCAGUUUGAAGAACAGAAGCAAAAGCUACGGCUUUUAAGCAGCGUGAAGCCAAAGAUGGGUGAAAAAAGCCGAGAUGAUGCCCUGGAAGCUAUUAAAGGGAACCUAGACGGGUUUUCCAGAGAUGCUAAACUCCAUCCCACGCCAACUGCUCAUCCCAAAAAUGCAGAUCAUCCCAAACCAUCUCAUUCUACCGUGUCUGUCUCCCAAACUACUGCCUUUCUUGACGACGAGGAGUUUAGUGACUUUAUUCAGGGGCCUGUCGAAACCCCACCAUUCGUGCCUCCAACCUCCUCCCAGCCUUUUCAGUCUUGCCAUCCUGCUUCUCCAGGUGGGCAGCGGCUUUCAGAGAAGGCUGCGGCCCACCCUCUCCCUCCAGGCCAGUUUCCUGUCACCUCCGUCUUCCAGGGUGCCGUGGGACCAGUGCCCUAUUUCUCUCCUUCUCCAGCUUCACAAAACACUCAGAAAACAGGCCGUUUCUUAGAAGACAAGCCGUUGGCACCUGGCGGGUUGAGUGAAUUUGGGCAGACUCAGAUCAAGCUGAAGGCGCCUGAGGUUGAGCUCAGUGCGGCCGCUUCAGCUGUAAACAGCCCUGGUCCCCAGUUAGCAGCCAGUGGCGGGAAGUCCCUAGGGGCGCUUCCCAAGGGAGCCCCCUGUCCAGAGGCAAACAAGGCCUCAGAACAGAAACUGCCAGUUCAAGUGUGCGGCGUUGGAGUUUUUCCUUCCCAGGAUCCAAUCCAGCAAAUGAUGCCUCCGUGGAUUUACAAUGAUAAUUUAAUUCCAGAUCUUUAUAAGAAGAUCCUCGAAACCACCAUGACACCCUCUGGGAUAGAUACUGGCAAACUCUAUCCAAUUCUGAUGUCCUCUGGGCUUCCCCGAGAAACUCUUGGGCAAAUUUGGGCCUUAGCCAAUCGCACCACUCCAGGGAAGCUGACCAAAGAAGAACUCUACACCGUUUUGGCUAUGAUUGCGCUAACUCAGAGAGGCGUGCCGACCAUGAGCCCUGAAGGUUUAAACCAGUUUCCUUCUGCUCCCAUCCCUACCUUAAGUGGGCUUCAGAUGGCCAUCCCUGUCACAGUGAGCCAACAGCCUUUGAUGCCUCCUGGGCCACCGGUUUCCAUGCCUCUUAGUAUAGGACCAACAGUGGUGGGGAUCAGCAUGGCGGUGCCAGUGGGUGGAGCCACCACACAGGCUUCCACCAGUUUCAUCCAACCUUUCCCUGCAAACCAGGUUGCAAAAACAGAUGAUGACGACUUCCAGGAUUUCCAAGAUGCGUCCAAGUCGGGGGGACUUGACGAUACUUUUACAGAUUUUCAAGGGGAAGUGUCUGGAUCAAAGAAAACGUCAGCAGCACAGCAGCGGAGCAGUGUUCCUUCAAUGCUGAUACCUUUUUCGGGCCCCAAAGUGACACCUGCUGUGGAUAAGUAUGCUGUUUUUAAGGGGAUUGCAUCUGACAAGCCUGCUGAAGAUUAUGGAGAUAGAUACAGUGCUUUUCGAGAACUGGAGCACCCAUCGGAGAGUAAAUCUAUAGGCGAGAGCUUUGCCGAUUUCAAGUCCCCGGGAACAGACGACGGCUUCACCGAUUUCAAAACCGCGGACAGCAUCUCUCCACUAGAACCGCCAACAAAGGACAAAGCAUUUCCUUCCUCCUUCUCUUCUCUUUCCAUACAGUCCAAACCACAACCACAAGCAAAGCCCUCUCUGAAUUUGGCAGACCUGGAUCUCUUCUCCUCAGCCUCGACUGGAGAGAGCCAACCUGCUCUCUUUCCAGCCGCGUACAGUUCCCCCAAACCGGCAACUUUUGCUACACCAUCACACACCAUAUCGGCCGCCACCACUCUUCCCGCGCCAGGCAGCGGCUCGUCCCUGGCCAGCGACUUUGCCGACUUCAACCUUUUUGGUGGGUUGUCGAGUUGUCCUUCGGUUACCACUCAGGACGAGUUUGCAGACUUCAUGGCUUUCAACAACAAUUCUCUGGAGCAGCAACUGGAUGAUAAAUACGGGGCCCUCAAGCAAGAGGCCAGCUCGGUCCCCCCAACUGGCUCCUUAGCCGGUGCUGUGAAGAACGGGCAGAGUCCCGUUGCCACUUCCAACAAAUACGACAUCUUCAAGCAGCUGUCUCUGGACAGCCCCGGGUUGGGAUUCGAGGAACUCAAAGACCAUACUCCUUCAUCGGUGAAAAGCGAAGACGACUUUGCCGAUUUCCACUCGAGCAAGUUUUCCUCCAGCUCGGAAAAAUCCCUCGUCGACAAACUGGCCGCUUUCAAGCACACCAAGGAGGACUCCGCUUCGGUCAAGUCUCUUGACCUCCCAUCCAUUGGGGGCAGCAGCGUGGGCAAGGAGGAUUCGGAGGACGCCCUCUCUGUCCAGUUUGACAUGAAACUGUCAGACGUGGGAGGAGACCUUAAGCAUGUCCUGUCUGAUAGCUCCCUGGAUUUGCCAACGGUUAGUGGUCAACAUCCACCAGCAGCAGAUCUGGAGGACUUGAAGUGUGCCCCGUUUGGAACUUACAGCAGUGGCUCUCUUCUGAGUAGCUUCCCAAGCUGCGACUGGUCUGAUAAAGAAGAUGUCUAUCAGAGCAGAAAGUCGUCCCCCUUCUCCCUUCCUGCAGGAAAUGAAGCCUCCUUAGCUACCUCCGUCCUCCAGAAGAAGGAGACCUAUUUCGGCAGCACCGAAAAUAUCACCGUGACCACCAUUUCCAAAGUGACCACCUUUGCGAACGAGGAUGCCCUCCAAGAUGUGAAGUUCUCAUCGUUUGCAAACUUCCAGAGUUCCAGUCCUCAUUCCGUGGACCAAAGCGAGGAUGAAGUUGAAGACUUUGGAGAUUUUGCUCGACCACGGGACGAUGGAAGCGAGAGACCAGCCACAGGCAGAAGUCAAGAGGUUGACUCCGGCCCCGUCUCCUCGGAAGCUGGGAAAGAAGUUUUUGAUGACUUCGGAGAGUUUCAGGGUGAAAAACCAAAGAUCAGCAAAUUUGACUUCUUAUUGGCAACUUCCCAAGGGAAAAUGAAAUCCAGUGAAGAAAUGAUCAAAAGCGAGCUGGCAACCUUUGACCUCUCUGUUCAAGGUUCUCACAAAAGGACUCUAAGUCUGGGCUCCUCACCUCUUCCACCCGUGGAGCAGCCCUUUAGAGAUCGAUCAAACACCCUGAGCGAGAAGCCUUCGCUGCCAGUCAUCCGAGACAAGUACAAAGAUCUUACUGGGGAAGUAGAGGAAAGUGAGAGAUAUGCCUAUGAAUGGCAGAGAUGCUUGGAAAGCGCACUGCAGGUCAUCAAGAAAGCGAAUGACAUCCUGAAUGGAAUCAGCAGCUCUUCUGUAUGUACUGAAGUCAUCCAGUCUGUGCAGGGCAUGGAAUAUUUAUUAGGGGUUGUUGAAGUUUAUCGAGUCACCAAGCGAGUGGAGCUGGGCAUCAAAGCCACCGCCGUCUGCAGUGAGAAACUCCAACUGCUCCUGAAGGAUAUCGAUAAAGUGUGGAACAACCUGAUCGGAUUCAUGUCCCUUGCCGCGUUAACGCCUGACGAAAACUCACUGGAUUUCUCCUCCUGUAUGCUUCGCCCAGGAAUUAAAAAUGCUCAGGAACUGGCUUGUGGGGUAUGCCUCUUAAAUGUAAAUUCAAGGAGCAAGAAAGAAGAAAUGCCCCUGGAAGAGCAUCCUAGAGAAGCCUUCAACUCCGAGACGGACAGCUUCAAACUUGCUUACGGAGGGCAUCAAUACCACGCCAGCUGUGCUAACUUCUGGAUCAAUUGCGUGGAGCCCAAACCUCCAGGCCUUCUGUUGCCCGACCUCCUUUAAGCAGACUGUUCUGGGCCAGCCUUUGGUCUUAAAUUCCCAAAAGGAGGGAGGAAACCAGGCUUCUGAGGAGCCAACGUGAAACGGUGCUGGUGCUUUCGGGCGCUUUGAAAACAUUCAUCCUUCGACUAGCUCACGGGGAAGGGUAAAUGCCACUGGUACAUUUUUAAUCUGCAAGAGCCUCACCUUGGCAAGGAUUUGGCGAUACACCCUAAUAUUUUUUUUGGGGGGGGGGGGGAUUUUGCACUAAGGCACAAAUGCCUUCCUGAGCAGAACUGGACUCAUGCCGCCUUUCGGAUGUGGCAAAGUGCUGUUGUUUUUAUGUCGAAGCGCGUGAUAGUUUCCACAAAGGAGUAACUUGGGUUUCAAACAUUUCCAAGGCCCGAAAGGAUGAGUCCUCCGUUCGCUUUUUAGCAUGCACACCCUUUUGAAAGAACCCCCGUAGUUUUUCCUUCAUUUUCCCCCAAAAAGGAACUUUCCGCUUUGCAGGUUUCCUAAAAUUUUUAUCAUUGCUCGUCCUAAAAGGAUCCCUUUUAAAGAAAUCCCCCCAAAGGGACAUAAACACCUGUACUGACACACCUGUUCAUCCCCAUCUGUACCAAUCUCUCCCCACCCAAUCAAGACCCCCCACACACACCCCCAAGUUAGGUGACAAGAUCCGGUUAUAUUUGACUGAAUGCAAAUUGUCCUUCCAACCUUAAAACUCCUUUUCAGAACUAUUGUUUUUGGGACGCAGGCCAUAGAAGGGUCCUGACACUUUCAAACGAGUUUACAUUUACUAUAACGCGGUCUUUUCAGUUGGCCUCAUGGUUUUACAGCAGAAAAAGUGCAAAUGGGAAAAGUGGAUAGUGGAAUCUUCUACUUCAGGAGUGUGGAACCUUGUCAACUUGAAGACUCCUGGACUUCAACUCCCAGAAUUCCCCAGCCGGCUGGGGAAUUCUGGGAGUUGAAGUUCAGAAGUCUUCAAGUCGAACAAGGUUCGACACCUCCGUUCCAGGUAUAUGCUUUCUUUUUAAUGGCGUUAACACCCUACGGGUUUGUUAGCAGCCAAACAGGAUUGGCAGAGAGUACUCAUCCUGCAAAUGUAUUGUGAUGGAAACUCUUUUGAAGACCCGUCAGAUUGUAGAGGCCUCUUUGCUCCCCUUCUAAGCAGAAGUUGGUAUUUUGAUUGCCACUGAGACAGGACUGUGAUCAAAGAGGGGUAGGAGGAGGGGGGGGACGCGGCUGUUGCAAAACAAAAACACACAGCCUCUUUUUCGCCUUCCCUUUUUUCAGCAGUUUGAACGGAGCCUUUUUUUUUAAAACCUCAGGUUUAACGAUGGUAAUUAUAGCCCUGGACCAUGACUCAUUGCUCCCUGAUUAGAAAUGAGCUCUACAGGUUGUAAAUGCUUUUGAUCCGAGGUGUUGGGCAGAGAUAAACUCUGCAUCUUUCGUCUUCUCUAUUUGACGUGAAGUCAUAGCUGGCGAAACCCGUUCUCUGUCGACCCAAAACGUGCAUCGGCCAAACUCAACGAGUUAAUCUGGCUGCUACCGCAGUUGGCAACUGUGAUGAUUUUCCCCCCCCUAUUCUCUGCUUAGUGGGAGUUUUCUCUGCAGGUGGCUCUGAAAGAGGCCUCCCGCAAUGUCUCAGGAGGACGGCUUUUUUCCCAACGUGAGAAUAGAAUUUGCAGAAACAGCCUCUUGGGCUGGUGCAUGGUGGCCAGAUCUCUCAAGGUGCAGGAGUGUUUUAGGAGACCCCUGGAAUGGGGUGCAAGUCUAGGUAUCCCCAGUGCAGAGCAAAGGCCUGGCAAUCAAAGAUAUCUUCCCCCGUCCCCGCACACACAUAUAUGCACACAGCCCCCACGGGUUAUAAAAACAGGAAAAGUCAAACGAGCAAGUAAGGAAGGCAGGAAGAGAUGGCAGCAUGUGAUUGCAUUCACCCCUGCAAUACUGUUUUUCUUUCCUUCUCUCUCCCUGCUUCUUUCCUUUCUUUCCUUCCUUCCUUUCUUUUUCUUUCUUUCUUUUUCCUUUCCUUCCUUUCUUUUUCUUCCUUUCCUUCCUUCCUUUUCUCUUCCUUUCCUUUUUUCUUGCCUUCCUUUCCUCUUUUCCUACCUUUUCUUCCUUCCUUCCUUCCUUUCUUCCCUCCCUCCCUUUCUUUUUCCUUCCUUUCUUCCCCUUUUUCUUCCUUUCCUUCCUUCCUUUUCUCUUCCUUUCCUUCUUCCUUGCCUUCAUUUCCUCUUUUCCUUUCCUUUCCUUCCUUCCUUCCUCCCUCCCUUCCUUCCUUCCUUCCUUCCUUCCUUCCUGUACUGGCCAUAAGCCGAUCAAGAAUCUCUUUCUCCAGUUCAUUUCCACGUGGUUGGAUAUUUACCAGGCUUGGUUGGAGAUAGAGGUUCUCUAAGCCGCUUGGGCUUUGCAUUCAGGCUACAGGCUUCUCAUUUGGCAUCUGGGCUCCUCCUCCUCCUGCGGUGGCCACAGCCACAGUUCCCAAAGCAAAAAGGACGCCAUCUUUUAUGUCAGGGGUCUCCAACCUUGGUCCCUUUAAGACUUGUGGACUUCUUAAAGGGACCAAGGUUGGAGAGCCCUGUUUUAUGUAAUAAAACCCUCAUUCUCCUUAAGGUCACAUCAUUGAGUUUUGCUUCACCGUGAUAAAUCUCUGCAGAGUAUGAUCAACUUCCCUGUAUGUAGACCAGCGUUCCUCAACCAUGGGAGCUUGAAGACGGGUGGACUUGAUCAUAAACGGGCAGAGUUUUUCUCAAAUAUGACAACUUCAAGCAAGGCUGGCUGGGGAAUUCUGGGAGUUGGAAAUCCACCCAUCUUUAAGCCGCCAAGAUUGCGAGACAUCGACGUAGACCCCAAAUCCCAAGCUUUUCUGCAAAACCUCAAAGCCAAAUCUCUCCUGCCUCCCAAAAUGUCAACCCUCAACGAUGGUGGAACCACAUCGCCGCCACACCCGUUAGCCACCCUUGGAGACCGAAAACAAUAAAGCACGCCUCAGCUGGAAUUGAUCAUCUUUCUAAUCAAAUGUGGUGACUCAGAUUCUUGCUUGGCUCUGUAGGACAGAGAGUCCUCUGAAAUUUCUCGCCACUGAGCCGUCACCCAUCCCGCCCCUUCAAGGCAUCCACGACUACAUCCUGACGGGUUCAGUCAGGUGAUAAAGAUGGGCCUUCAAAACGCUGAGGGAAAUCGGUGACGUGUCUCUUUUGAGUUCAGGGGUUGGCAGAUCUAAGCAGCUUAUUAUUCCAGCCAGGGGGGGG